Penicillium verhagenii is the source of this 513-nucleotide messenger RNA. It is a transcript of the gene arp1, whose product is annotated as scytalone dehydratase arp1. Lineage: Eukaryota; Fungi; Ascomycota; Eurotiomycetes; Eurotiales; Aspergillaceae. Gene Ontology annotation, biological process: melanin metabolic process. The transcript is spliced from 4 exons. The coding region runs from base 1 to 513 and encodes 170 amino acids. Gene Ontology annotation, molecular function: scytalone dehydratase activity. The record is from RefSeq and is a predicted model, not a curated record.
AUGUCGCCAGCCAUAAAGAAGCAAACAGAGCCUAAUUUGGACAUUAGCUUCCAAGAUUAUCUAGUUUUGUCGAAGGUCGUCUUCGACUGGGCCGAUAGUUACGAUGCUAAGGACUGGGACCGUCUGCGUAGCAUUAUUGCUCCCACACUGACGGUUGACUACACCAAGAUUGGACUCCGAAGAUGGGACGAUAUGUCAGCAGACGAUUACAUGGCUAUGGUGACCCACCCCGGAUUCCUGGGAGAUCCCACCGUGAAGACACAGCAUCUGCUCGGCCAAACCUGGUGGGAGAAGAUAUCCGACACCGAGGUUAUCGGCCAUCACCAGCUCCGUGCCGCCCACCAAGUGUACACCGAUGCUGAUUUGAAGGAGGUCAAGCUCCGUGGCCACGGCCAUGCCACCAACGAGCACUACUACCGCAAGGUUGACGGAGUGUGGAAGUUUGCAGGCCUCAAGCCCAAUGUGAGAUGGAAUGAGCUGCGGUUCGACGAUGUAUUCAAGGGCCUGGAUUGA